AGAGGAUGCAGCCGGGCUAUCCCGUGGCCGCUGCUUCUCUGGCCGGCCUGGAUCCCGUCAUCGGAGUGCCACGAGCAGCCUGCCAGCCAGGCCUGGGGACGGGGCUCUACUCUGGCAUGGAGCCCUUCCAGGGUUCCCGGGGGCAAGGGAGCGAGGGCACCAAGCCCCCCUACAGCUACAUCGCGCUCAUCACCAUGGCCAUCCAGAGCGCGCCCGAGAUGAGGAUCACGCUGAGCGGCAUCUACCGGUACAUCACGGCCCGCUUCGCCUACUACCGGGACAACAAGCAGGGCUGGCAGAACAGCAUCCGCCACAACCUGUCGCUCAACGAGUGCUUCGUCAAGGUGCCCCGCGACGACAAGAAGCCGGGCAAGGGGAACUACUGGACCCUCGACCCGGAGUGCUACAACAUGUUCGAGAACGGCAGCUUCCUGCGGCGCCGGAGGCGCUUCACCCGCAAGAGGGGCCCAGCGCGGCCUGGGGACGGCGAGAAGGUGCUGCCCGGGUGCCAGCCGGAGCCAACCGGGCUGACUCUCCCCACUAAGGCGAUCAAGGUGGAGAGCGGUCAGCUUUCCCCGUCUGCCGCCGGCCAGCUUCGCGGCUCCUGCGCGGAGAUGCCAAGCCCUGGGAGGCCCCCGUCGUUGGAGGUGCCCGCUGCGGGCUUCUCUUGCCAAGAACAGCCGGGCCUUGGAAGCCUGGCAUGCGCCAAGCCAUGCGUGCCGAGAUCUAGGCAGCUCUGCCUGUACCCGCAGGAUCCACUGGGGUCCAAGUCUCGCCUCUUGGGGAAAGACCCCAGCUAUUCUUCCUUGAUGGAGAGAUCUCAAGGGAAGGACGCCCCUCUUGGGGACAUGCCGACUCACCGGCUCGGGCCAGGCACUCUCCUCGGCGAGAGGACGGCCCAGCGGCUCGCCCAGCCACACGCCGAUGCCAAGGAGAGCCUCCCGAGCAACGCUAAGAUGAUCCGCGCGUCUCCCAAGACGGGGCAGGAAGGCAAGGAGGUGUCGCAGGCCUCGUGCCAGUCGAGUCCGUCUUUUGCGGCUCUGCUUGGGCCCGGCAAGGCCGCCCAGGGGUGCAGCGGGCAGCCUCCCCCCGGCUGCCUCCCUGCCUUCGACGGCGAGAGCUACGCCAAGCCGUCGGUGCUGCCGGUUUUCGGUUCGUUGGGGUAUCCCAGCCCGGAGGCUCUGAGCGGGAACUACCAGUGCCGCCUGCAGGCCUUGAACUUCCGCGUCAACGACCACGGGUGCGGCGCGGCCCUGGAGCACCUCUUGGCGGCUCCGGCGGCCCCCGUCUCGGCGGCCCCCAUGCAGCCGACCCCCUUCGUGCAGCUCCAAGGGGAGCAAGACUCCUGGGCGGGGACCCCUUUCUCCCUCCAAGGAGGGAACGGCUACCCGAUGGGGCUCUCCCACUGUCUCUACAGGACACCCGGCAUGCUGUUCUUUGAGUGACCCGGGGUGUGAGACCUGUGUUCCGAUUCUGCUCUCACCAGCGCCCUCUAGAGGAUGGGCCCUUGCGCACCCGGACACCCCACAUAAGUUAUUGACGGCUGCCCGGCAGAGCCGAGAAGGACUGCAAGGGACAGAGACUGCUCCGUCGCGGCCUGAGCAAAAAC
Molecule: messenger RNA, 1609 nt
Organism: Gekko japonicus
Lineage: Eukaryota; Metazoa; Chordata; Lepidosauria; Squamata; Gekkonidae
Gene: FOXS1
Product: forkhead box S1
Exons: 1
Coding region: 6-1445 (479 amino acids)
Biological process (GO): cell differentiation; anatomical structure morphogenesis; regulation of transcription by RNA polymerase II
Molecular function (GO): RNA polymerase II cis-regulatory region sequence-specific DNA binding; DNA-binding transcription factor activity, RNA polymerase II-specific
Source: RefSeq, a predicted model, not a curated record